GAUCCAAUCGCAUACUGGGCGGCGUACAAGCGGUGGCCUCGACAAUACUGUGAACAGGGCGGACACAUGGAGAAGCACAUGCUCGCGCGGAAGAGAUCUGUGUCUGGGCGGAGUAAGAAUGCCUCAGACGUAGGCUCUGCAACACGAAGCUCGUCAGACCAGGGCGGUUCGAAGCGCAGUGAAUACAGCAGCCAGCGGUACGAAGAACUUCUCGAAACCAAAGGCGUCUUCAUGAAGCUGCCAUCGUCCACCAAGGCAAACGAGAAGAGCAGAGAGUUGUGCAAGAUUUUGCGUGAAACGGCGCAAGAAUAUCCUCGAGACACUGGUUUUCGGGAUGAUCUCUUCGAGGCUACAUGCAGCGGCAUUUACAAUCGAAACGAGGCCAGGAUCAUUCGAGACAUCGGCGACCUCAUCGUCCCAUCUGCAGAAAACCUCGCAAAGCGGGGCGCAGGACAUUUGGAGCGCCUGGUAGAGAGCGUCAAUCAAACCUGGGACUGUUCUAUUGCCAUUACGACUACGCGACCGAAGCCAGACUUCUCAGUUGGUUUCCGCGAGAAAGCCUUCACGCAAGAGCAGUACAACAAGAUGAAGCCAUUCCUUGGUGAUCGCGACGAGCCAUCCAGUUACUUCAAGGCAACCUCGUACAUGUACUUUCCCUUCCUGACCAGCGAGGUGAAGGCUGGCAAUGCACCUCUUGACGUUGCCGACCGCCAGAACGCCCACAGCGCCGCCAUUGCAGUACGAGCGGUGGUGGAGCUGUUCCGGCUCGUCGGACGCGAAGAGGAGCUUCAUCGUGAAAUUCUUGCCUGGUCCGUCUCGCACCACGAUCGCAGCGUCAGGAUACAUGGAUACUUUGCCGACAUUGGCGGCCCAGAACCCACGUACCACCGCCACAUGAUCCGCGAUUUCGGUAUUAUGGACCAAGACGGGAAGGAGAAGUGGACAGCAUACCAGUUCACGAAGAACGUCUACGACAAUUGGAUGCCGGAGCACUUUGCUCGAAUCUCUUCCGCCAUUGACCAGAUUCCCGCCCACGUCAGCUUCUCCGUGUCGAAUUCUGACCUGCGCUUCCCCGAGCAGUCGGAAUCC
Pseudocercospora fijiensis CIRAD86 is the source of this 1089-nucleotide messenger RNA. RefSeq lists its product as uncharacterized. NCBI's taxonomy places the organism in Eukaryota, Fungi, Ascomycota, Dothideomycetes, Mycosphaerellales, Mycosphaerellaceae. The annotation marks the transcript as partial. The transcript has a single exon. The record is from RefSeq and is a predicted model, not a curated record.